Messenger RNA from Lymnaea stagnalis (great pond snail), 165 nucleotides. NCBI's taxonomy places the organism in Eukaryota, Metazoa, Mollusca, Gastropoda, Lymnaeidae. The record is from the annotation of a GenBank genome assembly.
CGUGUCCACAUCACCAAGGCCACGCUUGACCAGCUCCACGGCCAGUACGAGGUGGAGCCAGGCAAUGGAGGGGACCGAGACGCCUACAUACGGCAGCUCGGCAUGGAGACGUUCUUCAUUAAAACUAAACAUCCCCGGAAGGUAAGACAGCUUGACUCUAUUUAG